AUGGAACAGGCCUCGAACGUUGGUGACACUCGAAAGCUCUACCGUCUGAUCCGCCAAGUUAGAGGUAAGCCCUCUACACUGAGUGACUCUGUUCGCGAUGUGAACGGCGACUUUAUGGCUGACAACUCGGACAAAGUCGAGCGCUGGCGUAAGCACUUUGAGCACCAUCUCAACUUCGAUACCCAACCUACACCGCCCUUGCUCUCCUCCUCAGCGGAGUUUCUUCUCUCUCCUACCUAUGCAGUGCUAUGCGACCCCCCUCCGAGGGAGAAGUCGCCGAUGCCAUACGAAAGUUGCGCAACAAUAAGACACCCGGAGAGGACGGUAUACCUGCUGAAGUCUUCAAGUCUUGUGUCGACACUCUGGCACCCUGGCUCCAUGAUUUGAUUGAACAAGCGUGGAGAGACGAGGUUGUUCCUGAUGACUGGGGCUUAGGCAUCCUUGUACCUAUCCUCAAGUAGGGAGAUAAGACGAGAUGCGAGAAUUACCGCGGCAUAAGUCUAAUGGACGUUGCUGUAAGGAUCUUCGCUAAUGUCCUAGUCAGGAGAUUCCAGACUGUGCGUGACUCAAGGACGAGGCUCAGCCAAACCGGAUUUCGUGCUGGACGUGGAAGCGCAGACCAGAUAUUCACACUGAGGCGCUUCUCGAAUUUCGCCAUGGCUUCCAACAACCGACGGCCGUCUACUUCGUUGACUUUGCCGCCGCGUUCGAUUCCGUUCACCGUGAGUCCCCGUGGCGGAUAAUGGCGGUAGAUGGUGUACGGGAAAAAAUCAUUGCCAUGAUCAAGGCCUACUAUCGCUCCACCAUUGCGAGAGUCCUGGUCCGCAGCAAUAUUUCCAAACCGUUCGGUAUUCGGUAUGGCGUGAAACCGUCGUGACCUCUCCAUCGCCACCAAGAUUCGCGUGUACCGUCCAUCUGUCCGGUCUGUCUUCCUCUACGGUUGUGAAUGCUGGGCUUUGCGCGUGGAGGACAAGCGAAAACUGGAGGUAUUUGACCAACACUGCUGGAGGACCAUCCUUCGAGUGAAGUUCACCGACUUCGUCUCAAAUGAGACAGUCCGCGCUCGCUGCAACAACAUUGCAAGGAUAACUCAGGUUAUCCAAGAAAGACGACUGAGUUGGUUCGGGCAUGUUAUUCGUCGUCUACCUCAGGAGCUCAGUGUUACUGCCCUCGAUCCGGCACCGUUGACCCAUUGGCGGCGUCGAAGAGGGGAUCUGUUCAAAACCUAUCUCGACACAGUUCGUCAAGACAUGGAGGUGGUUCGUGGACCUUCGAUAUUCGGUCUCCGUCGUUGGCGAAGGGAAUGGGUUGAACUGUCAAAAUCUGCUGCCGCGGAUCGUCACGCGUGGAGAGGUACAGUUCGGGACAUCAUCGAGCCCGGCUAG
Spirometra erinaceieuropaei is the source of this 1385-nucleotide messenger RNA. Lineage: Eukaryota; Metazoa; Platyhelminthes; Cestoda; Diphyllobothriidea; Diphyllobothriidae. The record is from the annotation of a GenBank genome assembly.